Rhinichthys klamathensis goyatoka is the source of this 1074-nucleotide messenger RNA. Its product is annotated as gastrula zinc finger protein XlCGF8.2DB-like. Lineage: Eukaryota; Metazoa; Chordata; Actinopteri; Cypriniformes; Leuciscidae. Gene Ontology annotation, molecular function: DNA-binding transcription factor activity, RNA polymerase II-specific; RNA polymerase II transcription regulatory region sequence-specific DNA binding. Gene Ontology annotation, biological process: regulation of transcription by RNA polymerase II. Gene Ontology annotation, cellular component: nucleus. Bases 1 to 1074 code for a protein of 357 amino acids. The transcript is spliced from 3 exons. The record is from RefSeq and is a predicted model, not a curated record.
AUGGAAGUGAAUGAAGACAAACAGCAACAAUUUCAAAAACCUCCUAAUUUCACAAAUGAAGAUGGAAAUGCAGUUGUUUCACAGACUGAAGAGAAUUUCAUACAGAAACAAGCUGGAAAAUCUGGAGUCUCAUUUUUAUCCUGCUCUGAGUGUGGAAUGUUUUACGUGCACAAAUCAGACCUUAAUAAACACAUGAAAUCUCACACUGGAGAAAAUCUGUUCACAUGCACUCAGUGUGGAAAGAGUUUCACACGUAAAUCAACCCUUAACAGACACACGAGAGAACACACUGGAGAAAGGCCUUAUACAUGCUCUCAGUGUGGAAAGAGUUUCGUUCAUAAAGGACACCUUAAAGGGGGGAUACACAUGAGAGUUCACACUGGAGAAAAACCGUUCACAUGCUCUCAGUGUGGAAAGAGUUUCAGUCGCAAAGUUCACCUAAAUGGUCACAUGUGGAUUCACACUGGAGAAAGGCCUUAUACAUGCUCUCAGUGUGGAAAGAGUUUCAGUCAAAAAAGAAACCUAGAAGAUCACAUGAGGAUUCACACUGGAGAAAAACCGUUCUCAUGCUCUCAGUGUGGAAAGAGUUUUGUUUACAAAAACAUUCUCAAAGAGCAUCUGCUCUCUCACUCUGGAGGGAAGCCAUUCAGCUGUGAUCAGUGUGAGAAAACAUUUGUUUAUUUAUCUAGCUUAAAAAAACACCUUAAAGUUCACACUGGUGUGAAGCCUCACGUUUGUUCUGUAUGUGAAAAGAGUUUUUCGCGACUGGCGACUUUAAAAGUGCAUGAGAGUAUUCAUACUGGUGUAAGACCUCAUUUGUGCUCUGACUGUGGGAAGGCCUUUAUUACAUCAGGUGCAUUAAAACAACACCAAAGAAAUCACACUGGAGAGAAACCGCAGUGCUCUUCAUGUGGGAAGAGUUUCACCCAAUUAUCUACUCUACAGAAACAUAAGAAAAAGCAUUGCCCGAAGACAGCACCAACAGAUCCAGAUCCAGGGACAUACUACACCUGCAGCAACUACAACAGAGCCUGCCGCUCCAAAAUCUGCAAACCAACCACAGAGACUCCUUGA